ACCGCAACGAGUCACGGCGGAUGCCAACGUCCUCUCCAAGGAUGCGGGCUUAUUUGACGUCUCGACGCGGACUAAACUGGUAAUUGUUGCGGAAAUUCCAUGUCAUCGACAAGGUUGAUGCUGCAGAGAUGCCAGGGAGUUCUUUUACUGCCCUCGUGGGUAUUGCAUAAUUGGACUCUGAUAAGUGGGACAAGAUACACCUACAGAUACCAUCACGAGUUCUUCUUUCAGUUUUGCAGGAUGCCAUCUGCAGCGAACCUUUCUUCUCCAGCCAACGUUGGGCAGUUUGCUUUCUUACUAAUAGAGUACUGGUAUUUUCACCACGGUCUCAUCCAAUUCCUUUACCCUCUGGAAUUUCCAAUGGUGGAGACAGAAACGUUGUCGUCGCUCUUACGGAGUAUGCUAGCAGUCAUACCAGGAUAAGGGUGCCACUUGGUACGUACCUGUCCGGAGACGCCGUGGACUGGAGAAAGAGCCCCGUAACGGGCGAGCAGGCAACCACAAAGUUCGAUGUUCUGUACCUCUGUAUCUCU
This is a messenger RNA of Xylona heveae TC161, 533 nucleotides long. RefSeq lists its product as hypothetical. NCBI's taxonomy places the organism in Eukaryota, Fungi, Ascomycota, Xylonomycetes, Xylonales, Xylonaceae. The coding region runs from base 100 to 423 and encodes 107 amino acids. The record is from RefSeq and is a predicted model, not a curated record. The transcript has 2 exons.